UGUCAAUGUCAGUUGGUCCAGUUUCCAACAAAGGAUAUAGGUACCUAUAAAAAGUUUUUGGUGAUUCUUAUCUGAUUAGUCAAUGGCUUAACAAGUUAACACGUCGGCAAAGUGAAGUUUAAAUAUGUCGCGACUUGAUAAUAUAGAAGCCUUGGAACAACAGUUAGCUGAAUUGCAGGUGAAUAAAGAUCUUAAUUCUCCAGGAAGAAUCAAAAAGAUACCACCAGCUGUGCCGCCAAAAAAGAAGGCUCAACCACAAGUUCCACAUAGUGCUGUGGUAAAUAAAGUAUGUGAGCCAUCAUACUCUUUGAAAAUAUCGUCAUUAACCAACAACGAGGUUCCGCCACCACCACCGCCGCCACCACCGACUUACAACAAUGUAUUACGACAUGCCAAUCACGUCCAUACUCAUAAAGAUUAUGCUAAUGUAACUCAACUCUCCCUCCCCAAUGUUUCAUUUAAAAAUAAUGUUCCAUUACCAUCUAAAGUUUAUAACCCUACCUACAGUAAUAUACCGCCAUAUCAAACUUCGAAUCCGCCUCCACCACCACCUAUCAACAUGACUCAAUUAAAAAGUUAUGAUCCCAAUCAUAACCAUGAAGAAUAUUUACCACCUCCUUCACCUGUCAGCUCUAAUUAUAGCGAGCUUGCUAGAGCCACGGCGAACAUAAACUUCAAUCAAGAGAGACCUACAUAUCCCCCAAUCUAUCAAAAUGAUUAUCCUGAGUAUGGGGUGUCUCAGGCUUCCACCUAUGAAUCACUUUAUGAGCCUAUCAGUCCUCAUCCAAACAAUAAGUCAUCUUCUGCAAAUACCACUCCUACUUUUAAAAAUAAUUUAAUUAAAACGGGAAAAUCACCAUUACCAAAGGAACAGGAAGUGGAUGCCCUUACAGAUCUUCUUGUUCAGUCUAUAUCGGAUAGCCAAGAUUUGGAUGUAUUUGGGAUGUGUGUUAAAUGCAAUCAGAAAGUUGUUGGUGAGAGUUCAGGGUGCACAGCAAUGGGAAAUAUGUACCAUGUUCAGUGUUUCCGCUGUGAACACUGCAAUACAAAUUUGCAGGGUAAUCCAUUUUAUGAUGUUGAUGGCCAGCCAUAUUGUGAAGCUGAUUAUUAUGAAACCUUGGAGAAAUGCUCAGUAUGCAAUAAACCAAUUUUGGACAGAAUCCUUAGAGCAACUGGCAAGCCUUACCAUCCAACUUGCUUUACUUGUAUUGUAUGUGGCAAAAGUCUUGAUGGCAUUCCGUUUACUGUGGACGCAAUGAACCAGAUUCACUGUAUUGAAGAUUUUCAUAAGAAAUUUGCCCCCCGUUGUUGUGUGUGUGAGCUGCCCAUAAUGCCAGAAGGAGGGGAAGAGGAGACAGUUCGAGUUGUGGCUUUGGAUCGCAAUUUCCAUGUACGCUGCUAUAGAUGUGAGGAUUGUGGCCUCCUGUUAUCAUCUGAAUCUGAAGGUAGAGGCUGCUACCCUCUUGAUGGCCAUAUUCUAUGUAAAGCAUGCAAUGCACACCGCAUCCGUCUUUUAACAAAUGUGAUGACUACUGAUCUGUAGUUAGCUACUACUCUUGAAAAAUUUAUAUUUGGAGUUUUUUUAUAUAUUUCUACUAUACUAUUCUACUAUAUAUACAUAUUUCUACAAUACUUAUUUAUAGCUGUAAGUGGAUUGAGAUGUAAUAUAAAUAAGUAUUUACAUUAAAAAGUCAUUAUUUAUAGAUUGUAAUGCCUGUCCUUUUAUGAUGGCAGCUAAGGUUGUUCAAAGUCAUGUGACAUUUAUAUUUAUAAAUAAUAUAUUAAAUUAUUGAUUAUUUAGAUGACAUUGUAUUACGAAGAAAAGGCUGUUGAUAUUUAUAGGUUGAAUCAAAAUUGAUGAGCGUGAUAUAUUGAUAUGAAUGCCAAAAUUAUAAAAUUGCAUUUCAAUGCUUAAUCUAUUUUAUACACAUUUUUUAAAUUGUAGUUAUAGGCAUAUUUUAUGACUUUAUACACUUAUUUAGUAGGUUUUAUUAAUAAAGUAAUAUAAAGUUUGUA
Molecule: messenger RNA, 2016 nt
Organism: Zerene cesonia (dogface butterfly)
Lineage: Eukaryota; Metazoa; Arthropoda; Insecta; Lepidoptera; Pieridae
Product: lipoma-preferred partner homolog
Exons: 1
Coding region: 125-1543 (472 amino acids)
Biological process (GO): cell-cell adhesion
Cellular component (GO): stress fiber; focal adhesion
Source: RefSeq, a predicted model, not a curated record